Molecule: messenger RNA, 490 nt
Organism: Euleptes europaea (tarantolino)
Lineage: Eukaryota; Metazoa; Chordata; Lepidosauria; Squamata; Sphaerodactylidae
Gene: FAM174C
Product: family with sequence similarity 174 member C
Exons: 3
Coding region: 1-432 (143 amino acids)
Cellular component (GO): extracellular region
Source: RefSeq, a predicted model, not a curated record
AUGGCGGCGCGGCUCCUCGUGCUCGCGGCGGCGUUGUUGGGGGCAGCGGCCGCCGAAGCUGUUGCUGCUGCCGCCGCCGCCGCCAACGAGACGGCCACGGCCGCGGCGGCCACGGCCCCGUCGGGGCGCGGAGGCCACAGCCAGGGGGUCGCGCCGGGCCCCGCCGCCGCCGCCACGACCGCCCCGCCCGCCUCCUCGCCCUCUUCGGGCCUGUUCGGGCUGGGGCUGCCGGCCCUCCAGCGGGCCUUCUAUGUCUUCUUAGCCUUCGCCGGCCUGGCCCUCCUCUAUUACCUCGGCGGCCGAGUGUUGCGCACAAGGAAGCCUGCACGGAAAAAAUACGGUCUUCUCUCUAACUCUGAAGAUAACGUGGAGAUGGCUUCUCUGGAGAGCGAUGAGGACACACUAUUUGAAACAAGGAAUCUGAGGCGAUGAUGACGGGACCCAGUGGCUUGACAGCCUAGACUCGACCAGAGAAAGCGCAGAUCUGCCA